UAAACGCGCAGUAGGCAAAGCCCCAGCAAGCAGCGUGGCACCGCGCGUCGGCAGCAUGACGCUCACCUCAUCUCGCUCGCAAAUGCGGCAGUGACUGAAGCCGAGUUCGAAGAAGCCGCAAUUGUUCGUCGGGACCGACGCGACCGCGAUGAUGUCCGGCGUGCGCCCGCAGUCGGAGAUCCACCGCUGGAGCAUCAGCGAGCCGGCCGCGAGCCGCCCGCUCCCGGACGGCGUGCCCGCCUACAUGUCCCGCUCCAAGUCGUGCGCCAGCUCCGCCGGAGACUCGGACGGAGGCAGCGGCCGCGCCGGGCGCACCAGCCGCGCCUCCUCGUCCGACUCGGUCAUCUCCGCCGACGCGCUCGAGCCGUACCGGGUGGCGCUGCUCGGGGCCGGCGGCGUCGGGAAGAGCGCCUUCGCCCGCAUCUUCUCCGGGGCCGCCGACAGCAUGGACAGCGACGACUGCGAGCUGUGCGGAGAUGAAGUGCACGAGAGGGACGUUGACGUGGACGGAGAGGCAGCCACCAUCACGCUGUUGGACACGUGGGAUGCAGAGAGCGACAGCGACUGCGCGGAGGAAAGCUACAUGCGGUCGGCCGACGCCUUCCUGCUGCUGUACUCCAUAACCGACCGGGCGUCCUUCCUGCGGGCGUCGGAGCUGCGCAUCAGCCUGCGCCGCCUUCGCCCCGCCCGACACACGCCCAUCAUCCUGGUGGGCAACAAGUGUGACCUGGUGCGACGCAGGGAAGUUUCCACCAACGAGGGCCGUGUCUGCGCCGCCGUCUUGGACUGCAAGUUCAUCGAGACGUCGGCCGCCGUGCAGCACAACGUGUGGGAGGCCUUCCGCGGCGUCGUGCGCCAGCUGCGCCUGCGCCGGGACUGCCGGGACGCCAAACGCCGGUCCCGCCCCCGCCCCCGCCGUGAGAGCCUCCCCGCCAAGGUCAAGCGAUUUCUCGACAAGAUGGUGGCCAGGAACAAUCCCGGCGUGGCCUUCUGGCUCAAAUCCAAAUCCUGCCACGACUUGUCAGUUCUGUAGGAGAAGAUCCGACACUCGGCGGAAGGACUGCGUGGGAACGCUACGACGAGGUGCGUUCGAGAACGCUUGGACGGACGACGUUUGCUGUUUACAAUCAACCGAUGGCGCCAACAUGUGCGUGUUUCAAAAACUUCUCUUGCUGUCUGUCUUCAUUUGGAUUUGUGGAAGUCUUUUGAUAGGAACACAAGCUGCAGCGGACGAGGUGCGGUGCAGCCCGCAGAUGACAUUGACGCUCACAAAACUGGCUUUUUAAUAAAACAGUUCUUCGGUUCGUGUGA
Molecule: messenger RNA, 1311 nt
Organism: Phyllopteryx taeniolatus (common seadragon)
Lineage: Eukaryota; Metazoa; Chordata; Actinopteri; Syngnathiformes; Syngnathidae
Gene: gem
Product: GTP binding protein overexpressed in skeletal muscle
Exons: 4
Coding region: 149-1033 (294 amino acids)
Biological process (GO): negative regulation of high voltage-gated calcium channel activity
Cellular component (GO): plasma membrane
Molecular function (GO): GTP binding; GTPase activity; calcium channel regulator activity
Source: RefSeq, a predicted model, not a curated record